This is a messenger RNA of Phacochoerus africanus (Common warthog), 1902 nucleotides long. It is a transcript of the gene FOXE1, whose product is annotated as forkhead box E1. The record is from RefSeq and is a predicted model, not a curated record. Gene Ontology annotation, biological process: cell differentiation; anatomical structure morphogenesis; regulation of transcription by RNA polymerase II. Bases 705 to 1826 code for a protein of 373 amino acids. The transcript has a single exon. Lineage: Eukaryota; Metazoa; Chordata; Mammalia; Artiodactyla; Suidae. Gene Ontology annotation, molecular function: DNA-binding transcription factor activity, RNA polymerase II-specific; RNA polymerase II cis-regulatory region sequence-specific DNA binding.
CGGUCCGGGUGUGUGCAGGGGAGCGCCUCGCCAGCGGUAUUGGCGGCUGGAGGCCAACGCUACGGAGAGAAACUCGCCGACCGCCCCGCUUGCCCUGCACCGCGACCUCGCCGCCUGCGUCUCGCCUCCUUGUCCUCUGCAUCUUCCGCAGUCCCGGCCCCGGGAGCGCGGCCCAGGCGGCGUCCACCAGGGUGCCCCACUAACUGCUCUCGCUUCAGGCCCUAGGGCCCGCAGCCUCCUCUGCGCACACGACCUCGACGGGUUUUCCUCUGAUCAGCGGGAAGCCCAUACCAGCUGCAGGCGCCCCUGGCCCGGGACCAAUUCCAAACCCCCUGACCGCCUAGCAUCAGCGCAUAAAGGACGCUCCAACUCGCGACGGGAACAUAGUCCCGAUCCCAACGUCGCUGCCGGAACUUGGCCUCGAGCUCCAGAACACGAGCAGAGCCGUCGGUGGGCGGGACACUCUUGAGCCUGUGUACUCACUGAGUCAGUCCGGAAACAGUGGGCACCAAGUCUCCAGAGCGCCCCUGCCAGGAAAGCUGUGCCCCCGGUGCCACCCACGAGAACACCCUGAGCUCUCUGCAGAGGGUCCUAGCGUCCGUUCCCGUGACCCUGCGUCCUGAGCCGCGCAACUCUCGGACCCGCCCCCGCACCUCGGCAGCAGCGGGCAGCAGGGACGCGCCGCGACGCGGGACGGCUGCGCCAUGACGGCCGAGAGCGGGCCGCCACCGCCGCCGCCGCAGCAGUCGGAGGCGCUGGCGGCCGUGAAGCAGGAGAGGGGUGAGGCGGGGGCCGGGGUCCCGGCGGAGGCCGCGGGUCGCGGCGCGGGCGGGAGGCGGCGGAAGCGCCCCCUGCAGCGCGGGAAGCCGCCUUACAGCUAUAUUGCGCUCAUUGCCAUGGCCAUCGCGCACGCGCCGGAGCGCCGCCUCACCUUGGGUGGCAUCUACAAGUUCAUAACCGAACGUUUCCCUUUCUACCGCGACAAUCCCAAAAAGUGGCAGAACAGCAUCCGCCACAACCUCACACUCAACGACUGCUUCCUCAAGAUCCCGCGCGAGGCCGGCCGCCCGGGCAAGGGUAACUACUGGGCCCUCGACCCCAACGCCGAGGACAUGUUCGAGAGCGGCAGCUUUCUGCGCCGCCGCAAGCGCUUCAAGCGCUCUGACCUCUCCACCUACCCGGCUUAUAUGCACGACGCGGCUGCCGCCGCUGCUGCUGCCGCCGCCGCCGCCGCUGCCGCCAUCUUCCCGGGAGCUGUGCCUGCUGCGCGCCCUCCUUACCCGGGCGCCGUCUAUGCAAGCUAUGCCCCGCCGUCGCUCGCCGCGCCGCCCCCGGUGUACUACCCCGCUGCUUCACCAGGCCCGUGCCGCGUGUUCGGCCUGGUACCAGAGCGGCCGCUCAGCCCAGAACUGGGCCCCUCACCGUCGGGGCCCGCGGGUUCCUGCGCCUUUGCCUCGGCUGGCGCUUCUGCCGCUACCACUGGCUACCAGCCAACCGGCUGCGCCGGCGCCCGACCUGCCAACCCCUCCGCCUAUGCAGCAGCCUAUGCGGGCCCCGACGGCGCGUACCCACAAGGCGCCAGCAGCGCCCUCUUCGCAGCGACUGGCCGGUUGGCAGGCCCCUCCUCACCCCCCGCGGGUGGCAGCAGUGGCGGCGUCGAGACUGCGGUGGACUUCUAUGGGCGCACAUCACCGGGCCAGUUCGGAGCCCUGGCGCCCUGCUACAACCCUGGUGGGCAGCUCGGAACGGGCAGUGGAGGCACCUACCAUGCUCGUCAUGCCGCCGCCUAUCCUAGUGGAGUGGAUCGGUUUGUGUCUGCCAUGUGAUCCGAGGCGAAAAUUCAUAGGUACCUCGACGGACCUUACGAACUAAGUAUCCGCGAAACCUGAGGACAGAACUGGA